AUGCGCGCAUCUCGACUUUGGAGGCUGCUGCCCUCCGAACCCCGGAGGGCCCGACAAUCUGGGCAGCCACCCACGCCCUCCAGUGUCCCACUUCCCUGCUCCACUGGUUGUGCGACUCUUAGAAAAUGUAUUAACUCUGAUGCAGAUUUGCAGAGUCAGCCUCUCCUCACAACAGAGUGGUCUGAGUCUUUGUACACAGGGUCCUGGGCUUCCUCACCCGUGCCUCCUGCUAACGGGCACUUGUGUGUGUCCAGCCCUGGGGUCCCUUCAGCGACGCUCUGCGUGCACAGGUUUAUAGGCUUGUAUGACUGA
Molecule: messenger RNA, 312 nt
Organism: Rangifer tarandus platyrhynchus (Svalbard reindeer)
Lineage: Eukaryota; Metazoa; Chordata; Mammalia; Artiodactyla; Cervidae
Source: the annotation of a GenBank genome assembly